Molecule: messenger RNA, 2426 nt
Organism: Owenia fusiformis
Lineage: Eukaryota; Metazoa; Annelida; Polychaeta; Sabellida; Oweniidae
Source: the annotation of a GenBank genome assembly
CUUCCACUACAAGGAUCUCCCAGUUCUUUCCAAUCUGGACCACCCGCCCUUCCACUUCAAGGAUCUCCCAGUUCUUUCCAAUCUGGACCACAAGAAUCACUCCAAGUGGGACCACUGGCAGAGAAACAACAAGGCCCACCUGGGAUCCAACAAACUGAGCUUGCCAUUGGGCAAAGACCACUCGACGAUGCUAUAUAUGGUCACCCUACAGCUCAUCCUCCCCACCUCUCUAUUAAUAGGCUAUCAUUGAGGGAUGGUAUCGGACUCGGAAAUGUUCCAAUGUUCACAGUUUCGCCUACUAGAGCUCCAACCAAGCCCCCAGUCAUAGAUGACAUCAUGGCACCAAAGGAACUUGAGAAACACGAAGCGCGUAGAGAAUACAACUACGAACCUAAAUUGAAAGAAACAAUGAAAGGACGACUUGUACAAGGAGGGUUCAAAGUAGGAGAUCAUGGCAUGGAUGUAAAUGACUGCCUCCAGGAUUGCAAAGAAGAUUCACAAUGUAUAGCUGUCGAUUUUAACACCAGGGCCAUGACAUGUUGGUUCCAUUAUGAUGUUGAGAUUUGUGACAUGUCCACAGUAGCAAGUGCAACAACCAACCACUAUAGAUUCGUUGAUUGCAAAAUUCCUGUGAACGAAGUCCUAAGUGGGACCCACAUUCCUGGUGGAGUAAUUGUAAACACUGGUGCAUCUAUAGCAGACUGUAUCAACCGCUGCUCGGGUGAAUGCACGGGGGUAGACUACAACUCCGUGGUUGGCACUUGUUACGUCCAUACUAUGGCUACAGAAUGUAACCCUGUACUCCGAAAACCCUCGUGCACACAUUACAGGAAGCUAGCCAAUUGUGAUCAGCAAAUAAUAAAGACUCUUCGUGGGUCUCAUAUACCUGGUGGGGUUAAAAUAACAUCUGGUUUGUCGAAUGUGGAAUGUAUCAAUCGAUGUGAUGGUGACUGUACUGGUGUGGACUUUAAUUCCGUGGAUGGGGCCUGCUAUUAUCAUACAGAAAAGACAGAAUGCAACCAAGUCCAGAGAAAACCAAGCUGCACUCAUUACAGAAGAAGAUCGUGUGAUGACAUUGACAGAAUGAACCAAGGGCGUGAACAACCAGAUAUCGAGAGAGUAGAAAAGAAACCAGAGGUUCCAGACAUGACAACUGAUAUCAAAGAACCUCCCACACCAUCCCUUGACCCUAACGCAUGUGGGACGCGCAUGAUGCAUCUACACAGAGAAAUGCCCAAAGUAUCAAAAGAGGCAGAGCCGAACACGUGGCCAUGGCAGGUGCGUCUGAAGCUAAAAGGGAAACACCAGUGCUCGGGUACCCUUAUCGACCAACAAUGGGUCGUAACAUCGGGAAGCUGUGUUAAAAGAUCCCCGAAUGGUUGGGGAUGGGACGUUGUUCUGGCAGAUCAUAGGAUUGGUCAUCAUGAUGGUAUAGAGGGCGAUAUAGCUGUGACCCAUAUUGUUCUACACCCAGACUUCAAGGAAAGCUACCCCGUAGAGAAUGACUUAGCCCUUGUUAGACUGUAUCGGCCAGUCAGGUUCAGCAGAUAUGUGAAGCCAAUAUGCAUGCCUUUAUCCAGACAUCCCAACUUCUUUACAAUUGGAGGUAGAUACACCACUCUGGGAUGGAGAAAAGAUUUGCCAGGAACUGGUCUUAUGCAAGUAGGCGUUGAUACAUCAGAAAGAACUAGGUGCUUGUACAUGAACAAGUUCCGACAUAUGACUAAAAAUCAAUUCUGUGCUGGAACAUCGUCCUCCAAUAAAAUGGCUUGUGUGGAUGAAACGGGUGCUCCUCUCCUCUACAAGAGAGAUGGUCGAUGGUUCCUUGGUGGAGUUCUGAGUUGGCAUCUGGGAUGUACCGAUCCCUUUAGACCUGCGGUGUACACGGAUCUACAGACAUACCACAGAUGGAUUCAGCGAACCGUGCUACUUCCAACGAAUAAAAUCCCAGUUGUGCCACGCGAAAUAACCGUCUCUCGUACUCCUCCUACAACAACAGCAUCAACAACAAUCACGACUGCUGUACCUACCACAACUACAACAACUCGCGCUGCUACUUCAGGUACCACAUCUUUACCAACAACCGAAGACGACACUACGGCUCCUACUCAAGCUCCAUCCACGAGUACAACUGUGGCCCAAACUACCAAAACAACAAAUCGCCCAACCACCAGUACAACGAGUGCAACUGUGGCACCAACUACGGAAAGAACAACUCGCCCAACAACCCGUAUACCAGCAACCACUACAACGAGUGCACCAACAACCACUACAACUCGUGCACCAACAGCAACCACCACAACUCGUGUACCAACAACAACCACCACUACUCGUGCACCAACAACAGCCACGACAACUCGGGCACCAACAACCACAACUCGUGCACCUACCACAACCACCACUACUCGUGCACCAACAACAGCCAC